This is a messenger RNA of Pistacia vera, 2685 nucleotides long. RefSeq names its product ABC transporter B family member 1-like. The coding region runs from base 186 to 2501 and encodes 771 amino acids. Lineage: Eukaryota; Viridiplantae; Streptophyta; Magnoliopsida; Sapindales; Anacardiaceae. The record is from RefSeq and is a predicted model, not a curated record. Gene Ontology annotation, molecular function: ATP binding; ATP hydrolysis activity; ABC-type transporter activity. Gene Ontology annotation, biological process: transmembrane transport. The transcript has 3 exons. Gene Ontology annotation, cellular component: membrane.
UUAACUUAAUAUGCUAUUAACUUCAAAGUUUUGAUCUAUUUUCCUGGGAAAUCAAAUGGAUGACUGUGAAUUUUGUGGAGGAACUAUGAGGCUAAAGGGUAAAUGUAAUUUGAAAAUGGCAGGUAGGGGAGAGAGGAGUGCAGCUUUCGGGAGGGCAGAAGCAGAGAAUAGCUAUAGCUAGGGCAAUGCUGAAAAAUCCAGCAAUCCUGCUACUGGAUGAGGCAACAAGUGCACUGGACUCGGAGUCAGAAAAACUAGUGCAGGAGGCUCUUGACCGGUUCAUGAUUGGAAGGACAACGCUUGUCAUUGCUCAUCGCCUUUCCACCAUUCGCAAGGCUGACCUUGUAACUGUGCUGCAGCAAGGGACUGUCACCGAAAUUGGAACACAUGAUGAAUUGAUUUCCAAGGGAGAAAAUGGUGUCUAUGCCAAGCUCAUCAGAAUGCAGGAGAUGGCACAUGAAACCGCUCUCAACAAUGCCAGAAAGAGUAGUGCAAGGCCUUCAAGUGCCAGGAACUCAGUUAGCUCACCAAUAAUUGCCCGAAACUCCUCCUAUGGUCGAUCACCAUACUCACGCAGGCUAUCUGACUUCUCUACUUCUGAUUUUAGUCUAUCCCUUGAUGCCACACAUCCCAAUUACCGGCUUGAAAAACUAGCCUUCAAGGAGCAAGCCAGUUCAUUUUGGCGCCUUGCAAAAAUGAAUUCUCCUGAAUGGGUUUAUGCUUUAGUCGGUUCUAUAGGCUCUGUUAUCUGUGGCUCCCUAAGUGCCUUCUUUGCAUAUGUUUUAAGCGCUGUCCUCAGCGUCUACUACAAUCCAGACCAUGCAUACAUGAGCAGACAAAUUGCAAAGUAUUGCUACUUGUUAAUUGGCCUUUCAUCAGCUGCACUUGUCUUCAACACACUUCAGCAUUCCUUUUGGGACAUCGUGGGAGAAAACCUUACAAAACGUGUGAGGGAAAAAAUGCUAACAGCGGUGCUGAAAAAUGAAAUGGCAUGGUUUGAUCAAGAGGAAAAUGAGAGUGCUAGGAUUGCAGCAAGGCUGGCUCUCGAUGCCAACAAUGUCAGAUCAGCCAUUGGAGACAGGAUUUCAGUGAUUGUGCAGAACACAGCACUCAUGCUAGUUGCAUGCACUGCAGGUUUUGUUUUGCAAUGGCGCCUUGCCCUCGUUCUCAUAGCUGUCUUCCCUGUUGUUGUUGCAGCAACUGUUUUGCAGAAAAUGUUCAUGCAAGGAUUCUCAGGAGACUUGGAAGCUGCUCAUGCCAAGUCGACACAACUUGCAGCAGAAGCCAUUGCCAAUGUAAGGACUGUUGCUGCCUUCAAUUCAGAGUCAAAGAUUGUUGGCCUGUUCUGCUCCAACCUUGAAAUUCCAUUACGUCGCUGCUUUUGGAAAGGACAGAUUGCUGGAAGUGGAUUCGGGGUUGCUCAAUUUUCUCUUUAUGCUUCCUAUGCUCUUGGCCUCUGGUAUGCUUCGUGGCUUGUGAAGCAUGGGAUCUCUGAUUUCUCAAAGACAAUCCGAGUUUUCAUGGUCCUCAUGGUCUCCGCCAAUGGUGCUGCUGAAACGCUAACCCUGGCUCCUGACUUCAUCAAAGGUGGGCGAGCAAUGCGGUCAGUCUUUGAACUUCUUGACCGCAAAACAGAAAUUGAGCCUGAUGAUCCAGAUGCUACUCCAGCUCCUGACCGUCUUCGUGGGGAAGUUGAAUUAAAGCAUGUGGACUUUUCUUACCCCUCUCGCCCUGAUGUUCCAAUCUUCCGUGAUCUUUCUCUUCGUGCUCGAGCAGGCAAAACUCUUGCUCUUGUAGGUCCUAGUGGAUGUGGUAAGAGUUCAGUCAUUGCACUUAUACAGCGAUUCUAUGAACCCUCAUCUGGACGGGUUGUGGUUGAUGGGAAGGACAUUAGAAAAUACAAUCUUAAGUCUCUGCGAAGGCACAUGGCAAUUGUUCCUCAGGAACCAUGCCUCUUUGCUACUUCCAUUUAUGAGAACAUUGCUUAUGGACAUCAGUCAGCAAGUGAGUCUGAGAUCAUUGAAGCAGCUACAGCUGCCAAUGCUCACAAGUUCAUAUCUGGAUUGCCUGAUGGCUACAAAACAUUCGUCGGGGAGAGAGGAGCUCAACUUUCUGGGGGGCAGAAACAAAGAAUUGCAAUAGCUAGGGCUCUCCUUAGGAAGGCAGAGCUUAUGCUGCUAGAUGAAGCAACAAGUGCACUCGAUGCUGAGUCUGAGCGAUCAGUUCAAGAGGCUCUAGACCGCGCAUGUGCAGGAAAGACUACAAUUGUUGUUGCUCAUCGAUUAUCAACCAUCAGGAAUGCCCAUGUCAUUGCAGUAAUUGAUGAUGGGAAAGUUGCAGAACAAGGUUCCCAUUCACAUUUGUUAAAAAAUUAUCCUGAUGGGUGUUACGCCCGCAUGAUACAGUUACAGAGGUUCACACAUAGCCAAGUUAUUGGAAUGACAUCAGGUUCAAGUUCCUCAGCAAGACCCAAAGACGACGAGGAUAGAGAAGCUUACUAAGUUUAUGAUAAUACCAAGUGAAAAAAGAUUAUUUCCCUUAUACCCCCCUUAAUGAUUUUUUGGGUUUUGAUUUUCAGUUUAAUGUUUUGUUAUAGUAUAGUAUGUGUAUUACCUAAAUUUUAUAUAUUGUCUUUAUGAAUAUUUCUAAGGAAAUGAUAAUGACCAUACUUCCUUCACAUCCCAA